Daldinia decipiens is the source of this 936-nucleotide messenger RNA. RefSeq names its product P-loop containing nucleoside triphosphate hydrolase protein. Gene Ontology annotation, molecular function: GTP binding. NCBI's taxonomy places the organism in Eukaryota, Fungi, Ascomycota, Sordariomycetes, Xylariales, Hypoxylaceae. The coding region runs from base 1 to 936 and encodes 311 amino acids. The transcript has 4 exons. The record is from RefSeq and is a predicted model, not a curated record.
AUGAUUGUAGUGAUGGGCGUAACUGGGUCGGGAAAGAGUUAUUUCAUCAAUAAGCUCGCAGGUCUCCCUGCAGUCGCAGAAGGGUCUCAAUUGGACUCAUGUACACAGCGAUGUGAGGUGGUUCCCGUCUCAAUUGGAAGCACUCGGACUCUUCUCAUCGAUACGCCUGGUUUUGAUGAUACCGGCCGUACAGACUCGGAUAUCCUGACUGAGAUCGCAAGACUGCUUGCCAGCCAGUACACUCUCGGUUUUCAGUUAAAGGGGAUCAUCUAUGUCCACCGCAUUACGGAUAACCGUUAUACAGGCUCGGCCGUUAAAACGUUCGAGAUUUUUAGGCGAAUCUGUGGAGACGAGGCGAUGAAGAACCGCCAACUUCGCGAGAAAUUCUGGGCUUACAUGCUUGGUCGAGGCUCAUGUAUGAAUCGCUUUCACGGCGAUCGCGAUUCAGCUCGGACCAUUGCUGCCCAGCUACUUAUCAAAGAAACAGUCACCUUGAAGCUCCAGGAAGAAAUGGUCAAUGAUGGCAUGCAAUUAAAUGAAACAACUGCUGGCUCAUAUGUCAGCGACGGCCUCGAAGACCUAAAAGCAAAAUACGAGAGAGAAUUGCAAGCCCUCGAGGAUCUUCGAAGAGAGCUCCAAGAGAGCGAUAGAAUGAUGAAGCGCCAAGUGCAAUUGGACAUACAGCGUGAGAGGGACCGGCUCAAAAGCGCUGAACAGCAACAGGUGAGUCUUGGACGGGACAUCGCGAGGGAAGUCCAAGAGGAAAUUCGGAAGGAGACUAAAAGGCAAAGGUUCGUCAGAGGGCUCAAUAAAGCCCUUCCGUUCGCCCCAAUCGCUAUCAAUAUACUGCUUCUUUUUGUCGGCGUGCCCCCAGGCGUAGGCGAUUUGUUUACUUCUUGGAUAGGGGGACUGCUUGCUGGGGACUCAUCUGGCUAG